Molecule: messenger RNA, 1101 nt
Organism: Lasiosphaeria miniovina
Lineage: Eukaryota; Fungi; Ascomycota; Sordariomycetes; Sordariales; Lasiosphaeriaceae
Exons: 2
Coding region: 163-795 (210 amino acids)
Source: RefSeq, a predicted model, not a curated record
CAAAACGCCAGUCACGCGAGGAGAGGACUGUAUCCUGUGAAAAUAGGUAGUUUGUCAAAGAAGGGCGUUAAAACACAUUAAAUCAUAUUUUUAUUGUCCUGUUAUUCCCUCCAACCAUCCCAUCCCAUCCCUUAGGUCCCUGUCUGAUGCCGGUGCGCUGGAAUGCGCAAAGGACAGGAGCACAAGCAUCCGGGGAGAGCGGGCCCCCAUCUUCGGCCCUUCCAGCCGAAGGGAGGCUGUCAACAUUGGAGGCCGGUCCCGGCUUCCUGGGGCGCGGCGUAUUGGUGCCGCAGAGGCAUGCAGACGAGCAACGCGGAUGCCAUGGAGAUUCCGGACCCCUUGAGAAUGUGUUGCACCGUUUUUGACACUCCCUCUGGGGACAUUUAUCACCCCAUCAAAGUGUCACUCUGGCCGUCUUUCUCCGCCCCGCAUGCCAAAUACAACCAAGUGCCUCUCCUCCAUAGAAGUACAGGACUACCGGCAGAAACGGGUAACCAUCACAGUAACCAUCCAGGCUGUUCGUUCUCCGAGGUAACCAAGUGGGGAACGAGUUACUGUUUGUUGAUUUCAUUUUCCUUGGUUAACGCCUUAUUUAGGUCCCCGGUUAUAUGUCAUUUUGUUCUAGAAUACCGUUUCCAAUAUACGGAAGCUCUACUCCCCAAGGCCGCCCAUCCAUAUUUCCCGGCGGUUGCAAAUCGCACAACCCAAGGUUCUAGCAUUCUUCCCGUCCUCGUAGCCCGUCAAAACCAAUUUCGCACCGGAUCUGAAGCCGGCAUGGCAUGGCACGCGGCCUAGCGCAAGCAUGGGAAUAUGGGAUAGUGCCUGGGGCACACGUGUCGGCCAGGGUGUCUUUCUGCUGCUAUUAUAGUACGUCGCUGCUUGAGCCUCCGGGGAAGCCAAUUUAUCUGGUUUAUACAGUACAGCGCAUCGCCAACGGGGGACGCCAGACCCUUCGGCCCGGCACCUUCCAUCCAUGCAAUCAUUCCGUAACAAGCCCGCGACUGUGGAGUCCGGGGGAGCCAGAGAGUCGUUAUAGACGAGCGAGACCUGGCCUACUCCGUAUUGUAAAAAUAAAGAAACUACAAUUAUUAUUAUUAUUUU